CAGGCGGGCAAUGCCGUUUGGAUGUGUGACGUUAGGUGACAAAAAGGAUUACAAUCAGCCCACAGAAGUCAGCGACAAAUAUGACUUGGGCCAGCUCAUCAAGACAGAGGAAUUCUGUGAAGUCUUCAGAGCCAAAGACAAAUCAUCGGGAAAAUUCUACACCUGCAAACGCUUCCUGAAGAGGGAUGGGCGCAAAGUCCGGAAGGCGGCCAAAAAUGAGAUCAACAUCCUGAAAAUGGUGAAGCACCCCAACGUCCUGCAGCUGGUCGAUGUGUUUGAGACAAAGAAGGAAUAUUUCAUCUUCCUGGAGCUAGCUUCAGGCCGGGAAGUGUUUGACUGGAUCCUGGAUCAGGGUUAUUACUCGGAGAAGGACACAAGUAACGUCAUCCGGCAGGUCCUGGAGGCUGUGGCCUAUCUUCAUUCACUGUGCAUUGUGCACAGGAACCUCAAGUUGGAGAACUUGUUGUAUUUUAAUCGUCUGAAGAAUUCCAAAAUAGUCAUCAGCGACUUUCAUUUGGCUAAAGUGGAGAGAAGCCUCAUCAAAGAGCCGUGUGGGACCCCCGAGUACCUGGCCCCAGAGGUGGUCGCGCGCCAGCGAUACGGACGACCUGUUGACUGCUGGGCUAUCGGAGUUAUAAUGUACAUACUGCUCUCUGGGAACCCUCCGUUCUACGAUGAGACGGAGGAGGAAGAUUACGAGAGUCACGACAAGAACCUGUUCCGGAAGAUUCUACACGGCGAUUAUGAGUUUGACUCUCCAUACUGGGAUGAUAUUUCCCUAGCAGCCAAAGAUCUGGUGUCCCGUCUGAUGGAGGUGGACCAGGACCAGAGGGUGACAGCGGCGGACGCCAUUAGCCAUGAAUGGAUUUCGGGGAACGCGGCAUCCGAUAAAAACAUCAAGGACGGAGUAUGUGCGCAGAUCGAGAAGAACUUCGCUAAAGCCAAAUGGAAGAAAGCUGUGCGAGUGACCACCAUGAUGAAGCGCCUGAGGGCACCGGACGCACAGUCCGAGUCCAAGACCCCAUCUCCGUCCAUGGACAGCGAGCGGACGCCAGGCCUGACCACCCCCGCACCGUCACCCGCCAGCACCCCGGCCGAAGAAACGCCCUCCCCGGUCAGCCCCUCCCCUGACGGCACCGGAUGAGGACCGGGGGGCGAACCGGCAAACACCCUACUCACCGGCAGAGCAUACCGUCAUUAACCCUUCCUCCCCCCUCCACCGCGACGGGCUUUCUCU
Molecule: messenger RNA, 1237 nt
Organism: Nanorana parkeri
Lineage: Eukaryota; Metazoa; Chordata; Amphibia; Anura; Dicroglossidae
Gene: CAMKV
Product: CaM kinase like vesicle associated
Exons: 10
Coding region: 11-1144 (377 amino acids)
Biological process (GO): peptidyl-serine phosphorylation
Cellular component (GO): intracellular anatomical structure
Molecular function (GO): calcium/calmodulin-dependent protein kinase activity; ATP binding; calmodulin binding
Source: RefSeq, a predicted model, not a curated record